CUGCUGUUGAACCUGCCUCUGGCAUACCACUAUAUGCCCACGUUCUCCAGCUACCUGCCCAGCUGUCUUCACCGUACCAGUUCCCUCGUGCCCUAUGUGGGGGAGACGUGCGCCCAGCUGGACCCGCUCUUCCCAUCGUCCAAUGCAGAACUAUGGGAACAGGCACAGGCUAAGUAUGCCGCUCCUGGAUACCUGGAGGAGGCAGCGGAGUUUCUCGGUGGUCUCGUGAGGAUCGAUACGACUGUGUUUGAUAACUGGGGCCCGCCAGCAUCAGACGGCCGGUGGGAGAAGUUUGUGCAGGUGCAGGAGUGGUUGGAGAAGAAAUUCCCCUUAGUGUACAAGCACCUCCGUCUCACGCUGGUGAACAAGUAUGGCCUCGUCUACCAAUGGGCGGGAAGCGACCCCACGCUCAAGCCGCUCAUGCUCACAGCGCACCAAGACGUCGUCCCCAUCGAUCCCAUCACCGCCUCCCAAUGGAUCCACCCUCCUUUCUCAGGAUACUUCGAUGGCGAGUGGAUCUGGGGUCGCGGAUCUGGUGACCAGAAGUCCGGACUUGUCGGUAUCCUCCUGGCAGUGGAGACGCUGCUCUCCCAGGGGUUCGCCCCGAAUCGGGGUGUCAUUCUCGCCUUUGGAUUCGACGAGGAGGCGUCGGGAAAAUGGGGCGCAGAGAGCAUCUCCCGUUACCUGAUGACUACGUACGGCCUGGACAGCGUCGCCCUGUUGAUCGAUGAGGGCGGAGGGUUGCAAGUGCAGGGCGAGCAGCUGUUUGCGAUGCCUUGCGUGGGCGAGAAGGGGUCAGUGAACGUGAUGCUUGAGGUCACCACUCCCGGCGGUCAUAGCAGCGUUCCCGAGCCCCAUACCGGUAUUGGCUACCUCUCAGCAUUGAUCACGACCCUUGAGUCCAACCCCAACCCCACUAUCCUCACCCGGACCAACCCGUACUACGAGAACCUCGUCUGCGCCGCAACAUACAGCAGCCUCCCCAAUGCCUACGCAGACGAUAUCAUCCGUUCCCGCACGGACGACGCCGCACUCAAGCGGGUCGAGGCGGUCGUGGCUAGCACAAAGCAAGGGAGGGCCAUGAUCGGCACGACCCAGGCGACGGACCUGAUCGGCGGGGGAAGUGUGAAAGUUAACGCGCUCCCUGAACAGGUCUGGGCGGUCGUCAACCAUCGUAUCUCUGUCGAUAGCUCGGUUGAGGAGGUCAAGAAUCGCUUUGUUGACCUCCUUCAUCCGUAUGCCGUAGCAAACAACCUGGGAUUCACGGCUUUCGGGCUCAACUUCACCUCUGCACCGAAUGGCACCGUCAAUGGCCAGAUUACACUCUCCCAAGCGUGGAAUCCCAGUACUCAGCUUGAGCCGGCGCCGGUUAGCCCUCAUACGAAGGGCGAGCGCGUGUGGGAUGUCUUGGCGGGGACUAUCAGGGCUUGCUGGGAUGAUGUUGAGGGAGGUGCUGUUGUCAGCCCAAGUGUUACUGGUGGGAAUACGGACACACGAUACUACUGGAAGUUGACGCGUGCGAUUUACCGGUACGGAGGGAUGAAGGGCACUGACAGUUACAAUGGUGCUCACACCGUUAACGAGGCUAUCCGUGCAACUGGGUUUGUCGAUCGGAUCAAGUUCUACACGGCGAUCAUCCUUAACGCGGAUGAAUACGAGGUGUGA
Dacryopinax primogenitus is the source of this 1665-nucleotide messenger RNA. Its product is annotated as carboxypeptidase S. Gene Ontology annotation, molecular function: metallocarboxypeptidase activity. NCBI's taxonomy places the organism in Eukaryota, Fungi, Basidiomycota, Dacrymycetes, Dacrymycetales, Dacrymycetaceae. The record is from RefSeq and is a predicted model, not a curated record. The transcript is spliced from 7 exons. Gene Ontology annotation, cellular component: fungal-type vacuole lumen. Bases 34 to 1665 code for a protein of 543 amino acids.